AUUGGUGUUAUAAAACAAAAACCACCACAUCCACACCAACCUUUUUCUCUCCCUCUUAUGAAUAGAUCUCUUGUUCUCAGAUCUCAAAAUCCAACAAUACCUCAUUCUCAAAGAACUUCACAAGACACAAGACACAAGACACAAGAAAUAACAACAAAACCAAUUUUCAUCCUUACUCUCUUUCUCUCUCCUCCAUUAAAGCUUCUUUCAAUUAUGAUUUUAGUGACCCUUUUCAAUCCAUACACAUAUCUUCCAUACCCACAUUUCCCUCAUCUUUUUUUCAUCCUUUCUUACACUUCCAUUUCUCCUUCCCUACAUUAAAAAAUGAAAAAUCUUUUCUUGGAUCCAAACUCAUCUUUUCCUCGACAUUUGGGAAAGUAAAACCUUAUAAUUCUUUCCCCAAAAGAAUUUUUUAAAAAAAAUCCAAACUUGGAACUUUUUCUUCUAUUUUCAGCCUAAAUUCUUAUUCCCCAUUAUAGUAAUUUUAAAAUUUGGGCAUUGUAGUGAGUAAAAAUGAGGAAGCAUGGAUGGCAACUUCCUUACCACCCAUUACAAGUUGUAGCUGUAGCUGUGUUUUUAGCACUGGGUUUUGCAUUUUAUGUUUUCUUUGCUCCAUUUGUUGGGAAGAAACUUUACCAGUAUAUUAUAAUGGGGGUUUAUACUCCUCUUAUAUUAAGUGCCUUUGGACUAUAUAUCUGGUGUGCAGCAUCGGACCCAGCAGACUCGGGAGUUUUCAAGUCUAAGAAAUACCUUAAAACUUCUUGCAAAGAACAUACUAAAGCAAAGGAUUCAAAACUAGGUGGGGGGUCUGCUUCAUCUAAGAAAUUUACGAAGGCUAGUGAGAAUGGGGGCAAACCUCAGGAUGGAGAUGUUAUGAGUACAAAUGCUAACUUGGAUGAUGUGGGCGUUCAUCAAGAACAAACGGCUAAAACAUCAAUUUGUUCGUGCAUUUCGGGAGUAUUGUUUUUUCCUUGUAUAUUUCUCUACAACUGCAUGAGUUCAUCAAAAGAUUCUUUAGAACGGCAAACAAGUGAAGAUGGAAUGUUCUAUUGUAGUUUAUGUGAAGUUGAGGUUUUCAAGUACAGCAAGCAUUGUAGAGUUUGCGAUAAAUGUGUGGACCGUUUUGAUCACCAUUGCCGGUGGCUCAACAACUGUAUAGGUAAAAGGAACUACCGGAAGUUUUUCACCCUCAUGGUUGUAGCUCUUCUAUUGCUAAUUCUUCAAUGGUCAACUGGGAUUCUUGUCUUGAUAUGCUCGUUUCUCGAGAAAACGAGAUUCAGUGCUGAGAUUGUUGCAAAGCUGGGAAGCAGUUUCUCUUUGGUGCCAUUCAUUAUUGUAGUGUCCGUGUGCACCAUUUUGGCUAUGAUAGCGACUCUACCGCUCGUUCAGCUUUUCUUCUUUCAUAUACUCCUCAUUAAGAAGGGGCUUACCACAUAUGACUACAUUGUAGCUCUGAGAGAGCAGGAGCAACAAGAACUUGGUGGUGGACAGAGUCCUCAGAUGUCUCAAGUUAGCUCACUUACUGGAUUGAGUAGUGCUAGUUCUUUCAACAAUUUUCGACGUGGUGCAUGGUGUACACCUCCGCGGUUGUUUCUUGAGGACCAGUUUGAUGUAGUUCCUCCGGACACCGGAUCAGUAAGUUCCUACGGUAAAAAAGCCGCACUGGAGGAACCAAUCAAGAAAAAGAAUGGUGCUGUAAAGAUCAGCCCAUGGACUUUAGCACGUCUAAAUGCUGAAGAGGUUUCGAAGGCUGCUGCAGAGGCAAGGAAGAAGUCGAAGAUCCUGCAGCCUGUGAUCAGACGCGAGGGCCCACUUAAAUUUGAACGGGACAGCAGUUUUGGAAGUGGUCGUCAUAUGGCGUCUAAAAUUGAUCACAAUCGAAGGCGAAACAGUAAGCGGGUCCGACUGCCCUCAGAUUUACCCCUCGAACAGCUCGUGAAUGUACCCACUAAAACCACCAAAGCAUCUUCCAUUAACUUGGCUCCUCUCCAGCUAGAAGCAAGAAGUGCCUUCCGAACUAGCUUGGCCAUGUCAAGUGGCGCUAACAUGGUCGGCUCCUCCCCUGAAAGCAGCUUAGGCUCUCCUGACGUGCAUCCAUUCCGUCUAUCUUCUUCUGGUGCGGAAGAAUCUAGAAGGAUCAAUAGUUUAUCUUUGGCCGGUGCGGUUGCACUGCCCGAAAUCCCAUUGUCAAGGUCAACCAGUGAUGGGUAUGAACCGUCUGGUGGAGAGGACAGUGACCAGGUUCCUUCUCGGACAGUGAACUGGAGCAGCCUAUUAUUCAGAUCAAACCAAGAUGGAUCAUCGGGAUUUAAUUAGGGCAACGCUAGAAAAUUCUAAUGGGAUGAAAUUCGUGAAUAGGAUUUAUUCGAUUUCUUAGCCUUUUGUUGGGGCGAAUGUCUUAGAUUUGGUAAGGCCAUAUGAUUACGUAAGAAUGUGUGAAAACGCAAAAUGGCUGGUGGCUGAAUUUGCUGCUCCCAACUUCAAGUAAUGACCGCUACUCAGCGAUGUGUCGAAAGUCUAAACAAAAGUGAGGUUAAUGUUGUAGAGCAUAUUGUGUAGAAUUUUGGUAGGAAUGGAAUGGGUAGGCAAUUCUUUUGUGGUUGUAUUUCUUGUUUGCAGGUAAAAAUGUAAUGAAAUUCUUCAACUAAAAAAUUCUUUGUUUUUACUCAUAAAUCAACAAAUUAUCAAAUUAACAAA
This is a messenger RNA of Amaranthus tricolor (Joseph's coat), 2697 nucleotides long. RefSeq names its product probable protein S-acyltransferase 22. Gene Ontology annotation, molecular function: protein-cysteine S-palmitoyltransferase activity. Bases 514 to 2316 code for a protein of 600 amino acids. Gene Ontology annotation, cellular component: endoplasmic reticulum; Golgi apparatus. Gene Ontology annotation, biological process: peptidyl-L-cysteine S-palmitoylation; protein targeting to membrane. The record is from RefSeq and is a predicted model, not a curated record. The transcript is spliced from 9 exons. Lineage: Eukaryota; Viridiplantae; Streptophyta; Magnoliopsida; Caryophyllales; Amaranthaceae.